CCGAGGCAGGAGUGAGGCCUUGCCAGACACACAGAGCUCGGGGGCCGAGAGCGUCUCUGGCCUGGCUGCUCACCGAAGCGGCUUCUCUGGGUGCUGGAGACAGCUCAGAAGGAAGCACACACUCACAGCCCCAGGACGACAGGGAAAUGAGAAGAGGAAAGUGGUGGCAGGAGGCAGCUGCAGACACCUUGGAGUCAUUUGCCGUCCAGCCCACCCGGCCCCUGCCGAGAGCAGCCCUCGCAUCAGGGCUGCGAACGGGCUUCCAGGCGCCUGUUGCCUGGACCACAGACCCAGGACACCCCGAGCCGGGCUGCAUCUCCCCUCGCUCCCCGGUCCCCCCAGCCUGGGCUUGGCAGGGUCCCCAGACUUGGCAGGCACAUCUUGCUUUGCUUUGCUCCUCGCCCCCGGGUUUUUGGCUGCUUUUGAAGUUCCUGGCUGGGGUGUCGUCACAGCUAGGGUCUGAUGCGGGGGCAGAGAAAUGGCACAGAAGGGACCCUGGUUGCUCCUUCUCGGGAGAGCAGAGGCCAGGCCCCCACGGGAGGCCUUGUGGCUGAGCCAGCUGGUCCUGUGGCAGGGAGAUCACUUUGGCUGAUACCCUGGGUGGUUUCUUUGCCUUUUCUUCUUCUUUUUUUUUUGCAGCAGGACUGGGUGAACGGAAGAGAGUGUGGAGUCCAGUGCGGGAACUGAUUCAAUUCCUGUUGAGGGGCGCGGGCUCGGGGCCACCUGGGAACGCACCUGGCCGAGGGACGAGGCCCUGCCAGGCGCCCUGCGUGUCACCCUUGGGAAACAAGCAGGUGCAGCAUCCCUGCCCAGCCCCCAGCACCCCCCACCGUUUCCUGACUGGGCAGAAGGACCCAAGGCCUGCAUCAGCCUCACGACACAGAGGGACACCGCUGCUAGGACCGGGCUGCCUUCCUUGGGCCGGACCCGGGGGUGUAACCCUCAGAACCCUCUGGACGCCCUUCUGAUCUCUCUCCUCAGCAUGGCUGUGCUAGGUGAUAAGCCCUUAACGAGGGCACACCUUGGCCUCCAUAAUCACAGCUGGGACCUCUAUGCCCCGGCCUCCAGCACGGCUGACCGUCUUGUCCACCAGGCCAACUCCUGCCUCUCUCACCACCCACCCCGGGCGGUCAGCGUGGCGCUCUCUCUGUUCUACGCAGCCCUCCUGGUCUUCAGCGCCCUGGGAAACAUCCUUGCCCUUUGCCUUGCCUAUCAAAAGGGCAAGAAGAUCAACUCAACGGGCAUCUACGUGGUCCACCUGGCGGUGUCCGACCUCCUGUUCACCCUGGCCCUGCCCGGAAAGAUCGUCUAUUACAUGCUGGACUUCAGCUGGCCUUUUGGGGACGCCUUCUGCAGGCUGACGGCCUUCCUCCUCUACCUGAACACCUACUCGGGGAUCUACCUGAUGACAUGCGUGAGCGUGGACCGGUACCUGGCUGUGGCCCGCGCCCGCCCGUGUCCCCGGCCCCGCGAGCCCGGGCGGGCCAGGCUGGCCUGCGUGGCUGUCUGGGCCCUGGCGUCCCUGCAGACGGCGCCCCUGCUCUUGAUCCCCAUGAGCAAGCGGGUGGCCGGCAGGCUGACCUGCAUGGAGUUCGAGAGCGUGGAGCCGGUGCUCGGGCUGCCCGUCCUGGUCCUGGGGACCUCGGCCGUGAGCUUCUGUGGGCCGGCGGGCAUCCUCCUCUUCUGCUACGUGAAGGUCACCUUGAAGCUGUGCCGGACGGCGCAGGACAACCCUCUGACGAGCGGGAAGCGGCACUACCUCCGGGCCUGCCUGCUCACCCUGGUGGUGCUGGUGGCCGUGGCUGUGUGCUUCGUCCCCUAUCACCUCAACGUCAUCCAGUUCAUGGUGAGGAAGCUGCUCCGCCGGCCAACCUGCCCCGAGCAGAGGGCUUUCAAGCUGUGCCUCCAGCUCACCGUGUGCGUCAUGAACUUGAACUGCGGCAUCGACCCCGUCAUCUAUUCCUUUGCAUCCACGCGGUACAGGAAACGGCUCCUCGGCAUUUUGAAACUCAAAGCCUCAGCGUCUUCCUCCUCUUCCUCCCUGGGGAAAAAUUCCUCAGAAACAGGAAGUGUCAACCAGACGGGGGGCUCUGCUCCCUUAGAGGAGAACGAGGUCUAAUAGGUCAUGGGCUUUAAGACUGGAUCCCAGGCUGGCUGGCUGGGUUUGGGGGCCUGAAGCUUAUAUACUUUCGAGGGUGGGUUCUUUAAGAAAAAGGAUAAAAGACAAUAGGUGCAAAAUCAGGUCCAAGGUCUUGGAUGCUAAGUGAGGAGCCCAGAAACGUGAACUCACCAGCUCCACAGUGAAUCCACCUCUGAUGGGGCCUAAGAGACGCCUUGCGUCCUUGGCCUCAGAGGGCUGUGCCAUUUCUUCCAAGAAAAGAAUAUUUUUCACAGCAAAUGCAGACAAGACUGGGGCUUGGCUGAGCCCCAGACCCGCAACUGAGACUAGGUUUCCAACGUGGGGCGGCAAGCUGGUGUGGAGAGCGAACAUGCUCCUGCCUCCACAGGGAAAUUUCCAGGAGCUUAGAGUUAACAUGUACAAAAAUGCCAGAGUUUUCCUGAGAAAGUCAGAGAACGCGGGGAGGACGCGCUCCAAGUUGUUGCCCUGGGGCCGCCUCUGGGGUCGGGGCGGGAGGUUGGGGGGAUGGACAGGGUGUUUGCUUUCGUAGGAAAAGUCUGGAUCUGGUGCAGGGGCGACGCAUGUCCCGCCCGUGUGCGCGGGGACAGGGUUGCGGAGGAAGAAAGUGGGAACGCGGACCCGGGCUUUUCACGUGUCUUGUGCGUGUCAGGGGAGUGUUGUUUACAUUCGAGCAAAGAACCCUUUCACGGCACCUGCUUGUGUUUACAGCAAAGCACAGAGCAUUUCGACCCGGGCAGUUUCGAGUUUUGUGAAAUAAAACACCCGUUUCCCUGCCAAAGUGUGGGGAGCGCCAGG
Messenger RNA from Phacochoerus africanus (Common warthog), 2935 nucleotides. Its product is annotated as G-protein coupled receptor 183-like. The coding region runs from base 983 to 2119 and encodes 378 amino acids. The record is from RefSeq and is a predicted model, not a curated record. Gene Ontology annotation, biological process: G protein-coupled receptor signaling pathway. Gene Ontology annotation, cellular component: membrane. The transcript has 3 exons. Gene Ontology annotation, molecular function: G protein-coupled receptor activity; oxysterol binding. Lineage: Eukaryota; Metazoa; Chordata; Mammalia; Artiodactyla; Suidae.